AUGCCCAAAGGAUCCUGUCUCUGCCAUAAAAUCCAAUACGAAUUUCAAGGAGACCCUCUCAUGAAGAUAAGUGGCAGCACCAAUACCCUCAAUCUCUUACUCCCAGAUGACAAAUUCAGCGUCACCAGCGGUUCCCCAAAACAGUAUACAGAGAUGCAUGAGAGUGGCAAGAAGCUGACAGUCUUCUUUUGUGGAGACUGCGGAUCGUCUGUCUAUAAAACCCACGAGCUGUUCCCCGAGAAGAUUGUCCUUCUGGCGGGAACACUCGACGAUGCAGACGGUCUCGAGCAGGCAAAGCCUCAAAUAGAGCUCUUUGCGAAGCAUCGGCCGUCGUGGCUGCCUGGUCUUGAUUGGGCUGAGCAAAAAGCGGAAUUCUGA
Molecule: messenger RNA, 378 nt
Organism: Penicillium oxalicum
Lineage: Eukaryota; Fungi; Ascomycota; Eurotiomycetes; Eurotiales; Aspergillaceae
Product: GFA family protein
Exons: 2
Coding region: 1-378 (125 amino acids)
Molecular function (GO): carbon-sulfur lyase activity
Source: RefSeq, a predicted model, not a curated record